GAAAUAAAAUAAUAAAUUGCACGGGUGAUGAUAUGAAAAAAAGAAGUACGCAUAAAGAUAAAGAUAUUUUUCAGUAUAAAUACAGAAACUUAUCAAAUAAUGAUACAAUUGGGGAAAUUACUGGCCGUCUUUGCCAUGAAGUUUCUCGCAGUUCUCUUUCUCGCAGGUUUUGGCCUAGCGGCAGCAUCGAAUGUUUUGUCCGAGUCUUUUGGAGUCGAAGUUCAAUUUAACGGUGAGCCAGAAGUAUUCCACGAAGUCAUUUAUGGUGAUGGAAACGAUGACGUUCAAUCGUUGAGAAAAAGAUUAGAGGAACUGAUGGAAAUAGUCGCAGCACAUCGUGAUAGUGAUAAACGUCCACCAAAGGAAACACUUCUUGAGAUGAAAAAGAUCUUUGAAGAUAUGGAGAAGAAUGACAUUGAGUUAACAUCUGUGGAACAAAUGGUUAAAUGGGCAUUGAACUAUUAUAUUGAGUUACCUGACAGCCCUCGUGGUCUUGUGGCUCACGAGGAUCCAAAGACUGAACUAAGUAGGAUUCUUAAAAAGCAUUUUGAGGAAAUUUUGGAAAAAGUGAAAGACAUGAUUGAAGAUGGAAAAACUUACAAGGAAGAUCUUGGUGAAAAGCUUAAAGAAAUCGCCCAGAAACUGAAAGACAUGAAAGUUGACAUCAGUGAUCACGCUAAGGAACUUUUGAAGAAAUUGAAAGAUAAAGCAAAAGACUAUUGGAAAAAAAUCAUAGAUAAAAUAACACCAGGAAGUGAACCGUUUUCUGCAGAUGAUGCUGAAUCUUUAAGAAAAAGAUUAGAUGAACUGAUGGAAAAACUUAAGGAAAUUCAAGCCAAGAAUGAGAAUCCACCAAAGGAAAUACUCCUUGAACUGAAAAAGAUCUUUGAGGAUAUGGAGAAUAAAAAUAUUGAGUUGACAAUUCUCGAACAAAUAAUCAAAUCUACAGUGGAAUUUUAUUUGAAGUUAGAAAAUUCUCACGAUCUUGUGGCUCACGAAGAUCCUAACACUGAACUAGGUAGGAUUCUGAAAAAACAUUUUGAUGAAAUUUUGGAAAAAGUGAGAGACAUGAUUGAAAACGGAAAAGCUUACAAAGAAGAUCUAGGUGAAAAGCUUAAAGAAAUCGCCCAGAAACUUAAAGACAUGAAAGUUGACAUCAGUGAUCACGCUAAAGAACUUCUGAAUAAAUUGAAAGAUAAAGCAAAGGAUUAUUGGAAAAAAAUCAUAGAUAAAAUUACACCAGGAAGUGAACCAUUCGCUGCCGAAGAAGAGGACUACGCCAGAAACCUGAGAGAGAGAUUCGAAGAAAUUUUGGAAAAAAUUAAAGAUGCUAUUGCGAAUCGUAAGACUCUCGGAGGAAAUGUGGUCGCCAAGCUAAAAGAAAUUUACCAAGAAAUGAGGAAGAAAUCUAUUCCUUUCGGUGAUAAAGUGAAGGAACUGCUCGAAGAAAUGAAGGAGAAGGCAACUGGCAUCUGGAAAAGAAUUUUGGACAACAUUAAACUCGACAAAAGUUCUGUCGAAGCUAGAGGAACUGGUGCUGAAAAUCUGAGAGAAAGAUUAGAGGAAUUAUUGACAAAACUCAAAGAAUCAUUCAGGGAUCGAAAACUUCCAGGAAAAGGAUUUAUUUCAAAGUUGAGAGAAAUCCGUGAAGAAAUGAGGCAAAAUAAAGUUCCCCUUGGUGGAAAGCUUAAAGAAAUGAUUGAGAAACUGAAAGAAAAUGCCAAUGGUGUUUGGCGACGAAUUUUGGAUAGAAUUGGCCGGAAUAAUUCUCCCAGUAGAUCAGAAGAAGAUGAGGACUACGCCAGAAAUCUGAGAGAGAGAUUCGAAGAAAUUUUGGAAAAAAUUAAAGAUGCUAUUGCGAAUCGAAAGACACUCGGAGGAAAUGUGGUGGCCAAGCUAAAAGAAAUUUACCAAGAAAUGAGAAAGAAAUCUAUUCCUUUCGGUGAUAAAGUGAAGGAACUCCUCGAAGAAAUGAAGGAGAAGGCUACUGGCAUCUGGAAAAGAAUUUUGGACAACAUUAAACUCGACAAAAGUUCUGUCGAAGCUAGAGGAACUGGUGCUGAAAAUCUGAGAGAAAGAUUAGAGGAAUUAUUGACAAAACUCAAAGAAUCAUUCAGGGAUCGAAAAUUUCCAGGAAAAGGAUUUAUUUCAAAGUUGAGACAAAUCCGUGAAGAAAUGAGGCAAAAUAAAAUUCCCCUUGGUGGAAAGCUUAAAGAAAUGAUUGAGAAACUGAAGGAAAAUGCCAAUGGUGUUUGGCGACGAAUCUUGGAUAGAAUUGGCCGGAAAUCCUCCAGUGCAUCAGAAGAGGACCAGUUCGCAAGGAAUUUGAGGACUAGGCUGAAUGAAAUCUUGGAGAUGGUUAAAGAUGGCUUCGUAACACGCACAACUAUUGGUGGUCAAUACCUCUACCAUUUAGAGACAGUAUGGAAUGAAAUGAAAGAGAAAUCUAUUCCUCCUGGUGAAAGAGCUAUUCAACUUAUCCAGGAACUAAAAAAGAUGACAAACGGUGAAUGGAAGGAGCUUUUGUAUAAGCUUCUUCCUGAUGAAGAAUAAGAAGUGCAAAAAAGGAGGAUAUAUUCCUUAAUUGAAAGAAGAAAUAAAAAAAAAUUAAAUAGAUGCAGAAUAAAAGCCUUUUUAUCAACAAAAAAAAAUGACCACCUUUGUAAGAAAUGUGCAAUGGACAAUACUGUUAUUUUACUUGUAUUUAAAUAUUGUAAAUUUGUAUAAAUAAACCUAUUUUAUAAUUUA
Molecule: messenger RNA, 2748 nt
Organism: Parasteatoda tepidariorum (common house spider)
Lineage: Eukaryota; Metazoa; Arthropoda; Arachnida; Araneae; Theridiidae
Source: RefSeq, a predicted model, not a curated record